This is a messenger RNA of Exophiala aquamarina CBS 119918, 1017 nucleotides long. RefSeq lists its product as uncharacterized. Gene Ontology annotation, molecular function: 1-alkyl-2-acetylglycerophosphocholine esterase activity. The record is from RefSeq and is a predicted model, not a curated record. The transcript has 4 exons. NCBI's taxonomy places the organism in Eukaryota, Fungi, Ascomycota, Eurotiomycetes, Chaetothyriales, Herpotrichiellaceae. The coding region runs from base 1 to 1017 and encodes 338 amino acids.
AUGCUGCGUCUCGCGCCAGUUCUGCGUCCGCGAUGGACGUGGAGAUAUGCCCUCGGUGUCACGGCAGCAACAUAUCUGAUCUAUUGCUUCUUGUUUGCGUCCCCUCUAUUUUCGUCGAAGCUGCCUCAUUACACUGGGCCACAUGCCGUUGGGGCGAUAGACAUCGAAGCCCCGGUCGAAGCACGGAGAGCUCACGAGGCGAGAUUCAAGCAUGAUAAUGAGCCGGCAUUUCAGGUUGAAACGGUGCUCUUCACGCUUUACUACCCUGCUACUAAAGGCAUUGUUUCCACCAAGCCACAACAUCUCUGGGUCCCCCGGCCACUGGGGAUUGUAGGUGCAGGGUAUGCUCGCUUUGCACACAUCAGCAAUACUGUGACAGACUCGAUCUUCACGUUCGCACUUUGGGUGUUGGUUGGAAGGACCACGAUUCCAGCACAGGUCGACGUUCCUCUGCACGGAAGUCUUGCGUCCGAGGUCCAGACACCAGGCAACACAGCUCAUGCUCUCUCUACGAGCAGCGAUAGCCUUCCUGUCAUGGUGUUCUCGCAUGGCUUCGCAAGCUCUCGGACACAAUAUACCCGAUACCUUGGGGAACUCGCCAGUCGGGGAUUCGUUGUCGCGGCAUUGGAACACCGCGACGGGAGCGCGCCUGGAAGUAUUGUCAUGAGGCAGAACGCAGAGCACGAACAUCGACUGAUGUUUGCUCUUCGUCAUCUAAGACAUGAUUCCGGACUCGAUGGAGCAUCCUUUAAGCAAGCCCAGCUUGAUUUUCGACAGAUCGAGAUUGAGGAAACGGUGCGAGUGCUGCGACACAUAGACGAAGGUCGGGGCGAUCAAAUCUUCGCUGGAAACUUGCGUGGAGAGGGGCAAGAUUUGAAAGGCUGGCGAGGACGACUUGCUAUCAACAAUGCUACGAUCGGAGGACAUUCAUUUGGCGCAACACUUGCGCUGCAAACUCUGAAGGAUGGGCCUUCCACCGCUCUCCCGUUUGGGGGUGCUGUCGUUCUUGAUCCGUAA